CACGACUUUCUUCCUUUUCUUCAUCCACGGAAAAGCAAAAGCAGGAGACAAAAAACUUCUCGGGUCAAUUGAAGCAGAGGCUUAUUGGAAUCCGAAAAAAUAACUGGAAUAGAAUUUUCAACAUGUUGCUCAAUUAAAUAAUUUUCAUUUUUUUUCCGCUCCGCCAAGACCUCUUUAGCACUAAACCCGCUUCGUUUUACUUUGGUUUACCCGCUCUUCGUCUAUCCGAUCCCGUUAUUUUUUACUUUUUUUUUCCUCCUUCGGAAAGCCAUAGAAUGAGCAGACUCCGAAAGCUCUUACCACCAUUGAACUUUAUCACCAUACAUUAUGUAUACUUUCUUAUUGUGCCUCUAAUAUCAUCUGUUGUGUUCUGGGGCUCGUCGAACCCCAGAGCCAGCAUCAGCUAUGUCGACAGCUUAUUUCUGGUCACCUCUGCUAUGACAGAGGCUGGCCUUAAUACUGUCAAUCUCAGUCAGAUGACCACUUGGCAACAGGUGCUUCUUUGGUUGUUGAUUAUCAUUGGUUCCUCCAUUUGGGUGUCCAUCUGGACUGUCUUAGUACGCAAGCAUGCCUUCGAAGCCCGCUUCCAAGAGAUCGUGCGCAAGGAGCGUAAACGUAGCCUUGAGCGGCGUAGCGCCAGUUUAACACUCCCCCCAAUCACUCGCAGACUUAGGACCUUAGGUAGGAGCAGAACAGGGCAGGAUGGUGGCGAUGGUAUCCCUUCUUGGGAGCAGCACCCAGCCAUCAAUCUGCCCGUCAUAUCUCGCCCGAGUGACAGGAGGCUAGUUUCCGCCAUUGUUCCUCCACAGCAGGACUCAGAUAUCCGUGCUAGCGGCUCCUUUACCCAUGCUCAUAGCGUGGGUGUAGCGGCGGAUGUCACACCAGCUUCCGGUAUUACGGAUGCCGAAGAGAGGGAUACAGGGGCUUCGACUGCUACCGAGCACAUCGUGUUCGCUGAUGAUCUUCGUUCAGGGGCCAGGUCGACAUCUAUCGCUCCUAGCGGUACUACCGCGCAAAGACACCUGUCAAGCACCGACACAGCUGUUAACCCUCGCAGCUAUCUAAGAGGACAUAAAGUCGGGCGCAAUGGCCAGUUUCAUGGUUUAACGAGUGAGGAACGCGAAGAGCUUGGUGGCACUGAGUACCGAGCUCUCAAACUCCUUUCUAUCAUCGUUCCGCUGUAUUUUUUCCUGUGGCAAUUCCUCGGCUGCAUCUCACUCGGCGCAUGGAUAGCAAACAACCAACCGGGACCUGCCUUGGAGAAUGCCAUCUCGCCUUGGUGGAAUGGUAUAUUCAAUGGUGUAUCUGCUUUUAAUAACAGCGGCAUGAGUGUGCUGGACGCAAAUAUGAUUCCCUACGGAAGUUCAUAUUUUGUACUCAUCAUCAUGGGACUAAUGAUUCUCGCUGGCAAUACGGCGUAUCCUGUCUUCCUACGAUUCAUUUUAUGGGGCAGUUUGAAGCUAUUGAAGUGGGUGACCUACGAGAACGAUUUGGUAGAAUGGAAGGAAACGCUUGAGUAUAUCCUCAAAUACCCUCGGCGUGUCUAUACCAAUCUCUUCCCGUCACGUCAGACAUACUGGCUUGUUUUCAUGCUCUUUGUACUCAACGGCACUGAUUGGGUAGCAUUUGAAGUGCUCAAUCUCGGCAAUUCGAGUCUUGAGCAAAUUCCUCUUGGGUCUCGCAUCAUCGAUGGACUCUUUCAAGCUCUCGCUGUCCGCUCGGGAGGGUUUUACGUUGUAUCCAUCCCCACAUUGUUUAUCGGCCUCCAGGUACUCUAUGUUAUCAUGAUGUAUAUCUCCGUGUAUCCGGUUGUGAUAACAAUGAGGCAUUCAAAUGUCUACGAAGAACGGUCUCUAGGGAUCUAUGGGGAAGAUGCUCUAUAUAGUGACUCUCUAACUCGUUCUAUUUCGCGCGGUCAGUCGAGUAGUAAGUCUCAGUCUCUAAGUCGGAUGAUUCGCGCUGCGUUUGCGGAAUGGUAUGGAGUUGGGGCUGCGCCGGACCAACGAGAAGAGAGCCGUAUUAGCUUCAUCAGCCACCAGAUCCGUGGACAACUCUCUCACGACUUGUGGUGGCUGGUCUUGGCUGUCUUGCUAAUUAUGAUCAUCGAAACCAAGCAUUUUCUUGAAGACCCAGUCACCUAUUCGGUCUUCAAUGUUGUUUUCGAAGUGGUCUCCGCUUAUGGAUGCGUGGGUAUCAGCAUUGGAUUUCCAAACGCUGCGUAUAGCUUCAGUGGUGGACUCUACCCUGGAAGCAAGUUAGUCCUUUGCGCCGUCAUGAUAAGGGGUAGGCACCGCGGAUUGCCUGUUGCUCUUGAUCGCGCUGUCAGACUUCCCAGCGAUGAUAUGCACAUCGUCGAAGAGGAAGAUCAUAUUCGUAGGUCCAUGUCGGUGAGGCGACCAAGUCUUGACGACAUGGACAUAUGAUAUGAUGAUGGCCGCCUAUUAACAUGGAUAGGAGUUCACAGUAUGUUACUCCAGUUUCUAUGCUAAUUGUUUUUCUGCAAACGAUGCUAUUGUAGCAAGGUGGAUACUAGUUACAUACCACAGUAGUUAGACACCGAUGAUUCCACCCCUAUUUAGGCCAAACUAGUCGGAUUGCUUUUCUAAUGUGAGUUCCAUAGCCUCUCAAAUAUGUCACAUCUAGGAGCAAUUAUAUGAAAAGAAAUUGAUGUCCCCUAUGCCUGGACAAUGAAAUACCUAAAAUCUUGACUCC
Molecule: messenger RNA, 2712 nt
Organism: Daldinia caldariorum
Lineage: Eukaryota; Fungi; Ascomycota; Sordariomycetes; Xylariales; Hypoxylaceae
Product: TrkH-domain-containing protein
Exons: 4
Coding region: 276-2423 (715 amino acids)
Biological process (GO): intracellular potassium ion homeostasis; potassium ion import across plasma membrane
Cellular component (GO): plasma membrane
Molecular function (GO): high-affinity potassium ion transmembrane transporter activity
Source: RefSeq, a predicted model, not a curated record